AUGAUAAUCGUAUGCAAGGCCAUCCUAAUAGCAGCAACCAUUUGUUACCACGUAGCUCUUUCCCUUGUCAGACAAAACCGAAUCGAUAGAAACGCUCUGCUUUAUGUUAAGGAGUACGCCCCUUCGUUCUCUCACAAUUCCAAAAAGGAAAAACGCGUAAAAUGUGUAAAAGGAAUAAACGGGGGGAAGAAAAAAUGGAACGCCCCCUUGCGCAUGACGAACGAGAAAGAAAGCGACAAAACGGGAAAAAGUAGUACCCCCGUGGAGAGCGUAAAAUUUUACGGUUUUUCCCGCAUUUAUGAGCACUUCAAAUUGAAUAAAAAUGAGUCAGGUGUUGGUAGGGGUGACUCACAUCAGUCCAGCGAGGCUGUCAGUAGUAGCACUGCCAACAACAUCGCUGACAACAUCGCGGACAACAUCACUGACAACGUCGCGGACAGCGGCACUGGGGAGGCCCCCCAACCCAGCAGCGACCUUGUGAAGGAACAAAGCAACAACCUGCUAGUCAAAGAUGACCCGAACCGAAUCCAAAGAAUGAAGUUCGAAGAGACGCAAGACUACAGCAGCAUAUUCAAAGAGAGGGAAAAAAAGGCCCACAUCAAAACAUACGUCGCGAACAUCUUCCAGAAAUUGCCCAAAUUUAAGGACAACAUAAAGGUAAUUAAAGACGCACUGCUGUACCUAAAGUUUAUAGAAAAGGGAAAUCUAUAUUUAAUUAAAAACGUGGACAGAAGAACUGUGAAUGCAGAACCAUACGUCGAUUUGGAUAAGGAAGGGGGGUCCAAAAAUGCCAGCUCCAAAAGAGGCACGAAAAAGGGCACCAAAAAGGACAAAAUCAAGCUAGAACUUACCAGCAUUUACAACAAUAUAAAUAAAGAAAAACACACGAAAAAAAGAAUCUGCAAAGAAUGCUGCAUUAAGGUGGAUCUAUACACAAAGAUGCUCUCCCGACCAUUGAACAACAUCUACAAUGUGCACAAAAAUCUAAAGAAAUAUCUACACCCAUUUCAGUACAGCCUAUAUGAAAAUGCAAUAACAAAUUUCUACAAAGAGGGAGAAGCACCCAACUCGUUAAGUGACGUCCUUAAUAACAUUUUACAAGUUAGAAAAUUAAUAACUCUCACGGGUAAAACAUACGCAGGACAAAUGAAGUACCUAAAAACUUGCAGAGAAAUUUUCUCAAAACUGAACGAAGCUAUCGUAGAUCUUAACAUCAUCUUACAGUCAGGAAGGAAAUGGCUAGAUGUUUACAACUCGUACAUUAAACGUGUUAGAAAAAUUAAAUAUAUAGACAUUACCAAACCAGCCAUUUCCAUCAUAGGGUGCACAAAUGUAGGGAAAAGCAGUGUCCUCAAUUCUAUCACCAAUGCAAAGUCUAAGGUAGCUGAUUAUAAUUUCACCACUAAGGAAUUUAAUUUAGGCCACUAUUCCUUUACCAACCAAAAUGAUGUAUUCACAACACAAAUUAUGGACCUUCCAGGAUUAAUUAAUCGACCUGAAGAGAAAAGAAACCUUAUGGAGAAACUCUCUCUUUCCUCAUUAAAAAAUAUUCCAUCAGCAGUAGACAUUCGCUACUACCUCAGGGGGUUGUUUCCCUUCAGACCUUGGAUUGAUGUUGUCACAAAGGCGGACUUAACUACCUGGGAUGAAAUUAACCUACCGAAAGAUAUUAAAGAAAAUGCUCUGUUCAUCUCAACGGAAGAUACAAAUUCGCUACUCCCCCUUCGGCAGAGAAUCAACGAAGUGACAUUUAAGUUAACCGACUUUUUAGCGAAGCAUACGAUGGAGCCAUGA
Messenger RNA from Plasmodium cynomolgi strain B, 1794 nucleotides. Its product is annotated as GTP-binding protein. Gene Ontology annotation, molecular function: GTP binding; GTPase activity; RNA binding. Bases 1 to 1794 code for a protein of 597 amino acids. Gene Ontology annotation, cellular component: nucleolus. The transcript has 2 exons. NCBI's taxonomy places the organism in Eukaryota, Apicomplexa, Aconoidasida, Haemosporida, Plasmodiidae. The record is from RefSeq and is a predicted model, not a curated record. Gene Ontology annotation, biological process: ribosomal large subunit biogenesis.